Molecule: messenger RNA, 1266 nt
Organism: Lampris incognitus (smalleye Pacific opah)
Lineage: Eukaryota; Metazoa; Chordata; Actinopteri; Lampriformes; Lampridae
Gene: pold4
Product: DNA polymerase delta 4, accessory subunit
Exons: 5
Coding region: 148-474 (108 amino acids)
Biological process (GO): DNA synthesis involved in DNA repair; DNA-templated DNA replication
Cellular component (GO): delta DNA polymerase complex
Molecular function (GO): DNA-directed DNA polymerase activity
Source: RefSeq, a predicted model, not a curated record
AGAACCUGCCGCGUCGUCGUUUGGGGGCGCUGUCGUUUGGUCUUCACAGAGGACGACGCGACUGCGUAAAUAAAGAGACGUUAUUGUCCACAGACACUUUGGGGCCCUCUUGUGCGAUUAUAAUCACCAGAUAGAUCGUUUGCCGUCAUGACAACCAAGCGUCGCCUUAUCACCGACUCGUUCAAGGUGGUGAAGAAAACCCGGAGAGGCAAAAAGCGAGAGAAAAGGAGCCCUUCGCCCGUGAAAGAGGCUGAAACCGGCCCUGUGACAGAAAGAGAAGAGGAGCUGCAGAAACUGAAGGAGUUUGAUCUGGACUGGCGAUAUGGCCCCUGCACAGGUAUAAGCAGACUCCAGAGAUGGGAAAGGGCAAAGCUUCAUGGAUUGAACCCCCCUGAAGACAUCAGAGACCUGCUGCCGUGCACAAACACAGAUCCCCAGUACACACAGAGCUUGUGGAACGACUAUCCCUUGUGAAGAAGAUGGCAGAAGAGAAUAACGCUGGUAAUGGAAGAAUGUCAAAAGUUACCUUGUAUUUGAUUGUUUUUCUUCGUUUGUUUAGUGCACACUAAGUUUAUUUAGAUUGAAAUGUUCAAUAUUAUUACCAAAAGAUCAGCUUUUUUCUCUUUGGACACACACACACACCCACACCCCAACAGUAUCCUGAUGGAGUUAGAUGUUGUUGUGUUUUGCUGUGGCGGUGACGGUAGUGAGUAGACACGUGAGUCUCACGGGGAAGUGAAAGGGAAAGUAUUGUAAAUGUAAACAUAUUAAAACAGCCAGGUUGUGAAUUAGUCAGUUACACUCACCUGUUGUUAAGUGUAGUGGACUACCAUCCAUCCAUCCAGCCAUCCAUCCAUUAUCCAAGCCGCUUGUCCCAGUCGGGGUGGCGGGGAUGCUGGAGCCUAUCCCAGCAGUCACUGGGCGGCAGGCGGGGAGACACCCCGGACAGGCCGCCAGUCCAUCACGGGGCCAAACUACUACCUGGUAGAAUAGAAAAACCAGCCUUCUGGUGGUCACACGACAAAGUCAUUGCGAUCAUGAUUAGUGACUGUCGGGUCAUGUGACUUCAUUUUUACCUGUCUGUGUUUUCCUGUUACAGAAAGAGACUGUGAAUAGCUAGAGAUGACAGUAACUAUGUUAAUGGGGUAUGUUUGUGAUCUUAUAUGGAAAUGUGUCAUUUUUAGUGGUCCAUUUUAGUGCGAAGAACAGCUUCUGAAGCCUUUAAGCCUCUUAGGAGAGAUAAGUGAAGUGUCAUUGUGUGUGUGU